AUGGGUUGUAUAAGCUCAAAUCCAUCACCGACAACCAUACCAUCAAAUUCAAAUAUUCCCAAUUUUACUCUUGUUGCUCAACAAGUGAAACAAACAUGGCCUGAUGUAAAAAAAAUUGAUAGACUAGGAGCAAAAAUAUUUGCUUAUUUAUUGUACAAAUAUCCUGAAUUAAGAACGUCUUAUCAUAUACCUGAAGCAUAUAAAACUCAAGCUGAUUUAUUAAAUGCUAAUGAAAUCAAACAAGCAAGUGACAAUUUUAUUUCAUUAUAUUCGGAUAUAAUUGAAAAUAGUGAUACAAGAUUUAAUGAAAUAAUUCGAGAAAAAGCUGUUGAACUUUACGGACGAGGUAUUCGUACAUUUCAAGUUAAAUAUUACGGUGAAAGUCUUGUUCAUGUUAUUAAUUAUGAACUAAGAGAUGAAUUAAAUAUAGAAGAAAAGCAAGCUUGGCAAUUAUUUACUAAACACGUAUCAGAUUGUUUACUUUUGGAAAUAGCUAAAUUUCCUAGAAAAUCAAUAGUUUAA
Rotaria sordida is the source of this 522-nucleotide messenger RNA. Lineage: Eukaryota; Metazoa; Rotifera; Eurotatoria; Philodinida; Philodinidae. The record is from the annotation of a GenBank genome assembly.